CCCUAAAUUUUAGAAUUUUCCAUUUUUACUCUCGAAAUCUAGUUAUUCAUGAGAGUGUGGAAGUGAAACAGAGGUGAAGAAGUGUAAGAAGAACAAAUCUAUGGCGUCUCGGUUGCAGCAGAUCGAAACGGAUGAAUCUGUACUCUUGCGAGUAACCCAUGCCAAUCUCAAGUCCUUCACUUCCGAUGUUCGCUUUUCCCUUCAGAUGAGCGUGGAAUCUGUAAAGGAAAAGUUGUGGAAAAAGUGUGGUACUUCUGUAAACUCCAUGUGCCUUGAACUCUAUGAUGAUUCGGGUGCUAAAAUUUCCGAUUUGACGGAUAAUUCCAUUCCCUUGGGGUUCUAUUCUCCCUUAGAUGGGUACCGGCUACAUAUUAUUGAUCUCGACCCCUCAUCAGUUACUUCUGGUGGUUGGCUUGAAGAUACCUCACUAGUGGAGAAGUACCAAAUCUCUGAAGAAGCCUAUGAAAAACGUGAUGAUACAUUCCGUAAAUUUAAAGAAAAAUUGGCAUCCCAGAAUCCAUCAGCUUUUGAAAGUAAAAUAUCUGAUAACUACAUGGAAGAACUCUGUGCAAAUAUAAAGGUAGGUGAUAGAUGUGAAGUUGAGCCAGGGAAGAUACGAGGCAGUGUAAAAUUUGUUGGCUGGGCCGAAUCGCUUGCUCCUGGUUUUUGGGUUGGAGUUCAAUAUGAUGAGCCAUUGGGAAAAAAUGAUGGCAUGGUAAAAGGGAUCCGCUAUUUUGACUGCCCUCCUCUUCAUGGUGCAAUGGUUAGGCCUGACAAAGUGAAGGUUGGUGACUAUCCUGAAUUGGACCCUUUCGAUGAUGAAGAAGAUGAGAUAUAACCAGUUCUUGUAACAUUGUGGAGCUAACCAGCCUUGUUUCUGAAGCCUUUAUGAAUUAUUGAUUUCUUUUAGAAGCAAUUUAAACACAAUCUCAGCCUCAUGGUGGGUUGACAUGGUUUUACAAAAAUUCUUGAAAGGAAGCAUGGAGAUGAAGAAAACAACGAUACAAUAAGAAUCUGUUCUUCCGUGAUCGUCGUAUUGACAACCGUUGCAACUUUUCUUUAGGGUGUUAUAAAUGGUUUUGUUAGUUGAAAUGGAAGGGAAAUAGCAUUGAAAUGAAGAUUUUGCAUAUUCUAUUACU
This is a messenger RNA of Cucurbita maxima (winter squash), 1139 nucleotides long. Its product is annotated as tubulin-folding cofactor B. The coding region runs from base 101 to 838 and encodes 245 amino acids. Gene Ontology annotation, molecular function: alpha-tubulin binding; microtubule plus-end binding. NCBI's taxonomy places the organism in Eukaryota, Viridiplantae, Streptophyta, Magnoliopsida, Cucurbitales, Cucurbitaceae. Gene Ontology annotation, cellular component: microtubule plus-end; cytoplasm; nucleus. Gene Ontology annotation, biological process: tubulin complex assembly; cytoplasmic microtubule organization; post-chaperonin tubulin folding pathway. The transcript has 8 exons. The record is from RefSeq and is a predicted model, not a curated record.